UCAUCAGGGCGGGUAGUUAUGUUAAGCCCGCCUCCAAGGACCCCUGGAAAGCCAAUAAAAAAUUAUAAGGACAUUCACCUAACCAAUGGAAGAGACUGAGAAUGCAGCCAUCGGUUAAUUAUAACGAUAACUAAUCUUAGCUAAUGAUCUAAGCAUAGCUACUGCGAUCAUGGCAACUGUUGAGUUCGUGGCAGCUGUUCGGGCUUUAGCUGAUGAUGUUGAUGCUAAUCGUAUUUCUAGUAGCGAUAUUGUGGACAGGGCGCAAAUGCUGAUGGAACGAAUGGCAGAACUUUCCUCUGUCACCGUUCUCAAUACUUCUGUUGCAGAAGCCAAAUUUUUCGAAGCUAUAUGCUUAUUGUCUCCUGCUCACCAGGCCGGAAGGCCUACCAUUAAAAUAUCGGUGGAGGCCUUAGAAGGGUAUAUCCGUCUUGGAUUGAAGAGAAGGGAAAUUGCCCGUCUUUGUGGUGUCAGCAUCCGUACAAUUUCGCGCAGAUUGCAGCAACAUGGUCUAAGUGUUUCCACCAUGUAUUCGGAUGUCACCGAUGCUGAGCUGGAUUCUCUGGUCUUGGAACUACACAGAGCCCACCCACAGUGUGGAUACCGUAUGAUGAGGGCAUAUCUUCAGACAAGAGGUCAUCGGGUGCAAAUUGCAAGAGUCAGAGAAUCACUCAGAAGAGUAGAUCCACAGGGCACAGAAUUUCGAUCCCUCCUUAAUCGGACACUACAUCGUCGACAAUAUAAUGUCCCUGCACCAAAUUGCCUUUGGCACAUAGAUGGCAAUCAUAAAUUGAUCCGUUGGCGCCUGGUCAUCCAUGGCGGAAUCGAUGGUUUCAGUCGGCUUGUGGUAUAUCUUGUUCCGGCCACCAACAACCGUGCAGCAACAGUUCUUCAUGCGUUCCAUGGUGCUGUGAGGCAGUUUGGUGUGCCAUCACGUGUGAGAUCAGACAAAGGACGUGAAAACGUUGAGGUGGCACACUUCAUGGUACAGACCCAAGGAGAAAAUCGCAACUCCCACAUAACUGGGAGAAGUGUGCACAACCAAAGGAUUGAACGUCUAUGGAAAGAUGUCUACACACAAGUUCUCGAUCUUUUCCAUUCACUGUUUACUGAAAUGGAAUUCACCAGAAUGCUGAAUCCUGACAAUGAAAUCCACAUCUACGCUCUCCAUUGGGUCUUUCUGCCUUUGCUUCAGACACACCUAAAAAGGUUUCAACAAGCUUGGAACUUCCACAGCAUCAGAACAGAGAACUACCAAUCACCAUACCAACUGUGGCUAAGAAACAGAGAUGCAGCUGCUGAUCCACAAGACAUUGAUGAUCUUUAUGGUGCAUCAAUGGAUGGGCCAGAGCUGGAAGACAUGGAAGAGGUCCAGAUUCCAGAAGUCCAGUUACCCCAUGAUCUUUCACCUGAAGAGCUAGCAAGACUGCCAGAUCGUGACAUUCCUAUGAGUGAAGCACUUGAUGUUUACAACUCCACUGUACAAGAGUUGGAACAUAUCUUCUCAUGAAAGUAUAACAAAAAUGGAUCAAACUGCUAACAGUCAACCUCCUUCAUAAAGUUUGACCUUUUGAAUAUUCAAAGUUCUAUUCUAUUUUUAAACACUUCUUUUAAGUUUACAUUUAUUUGCUUUGUUGGGCAUACAGAUGUCAAAACAUUCAUUGCAUACAUAUUGGUGCUAGCUAACUCUACUGCUUAGGAGAGAAAAUCUUUCUUUUAUUUUCUGUUGCCCUCACAUGCAGCUUAAUUUCUGACCUAAAUACACAAUUUCUACAAUUUUGAAGUACCAGUGACUUUUGACUCAGAAAGUAUGUUUGAUAGGAACACUUUUUUUUAUGUUGUCUACAAGGAACUCUGCUUGCAUUGCACAUUUGUGAAUUAUUUGCCUUUUUUUUUUUUUGAGGGGGGGUAUAUUUUCUUGUGGUGAAACGCUGAAAACGAUAAAUAUAAAUACAGGAAAACAAGUUUGGUAUUUUGUAAAUAAAAUCAUGUUUAAACAUGUAUAACUGUGUACGUAUUUAUGUAUGUAUAAAAUCCAACUUUAAGAUUAAAAUAAAUAUUUGUGAGUUAUGCUUUUCAUAUUUUUUUUAUUAGUAUUUGUAUUCCGUUUCUGCAGUAAAAUGAAAAAAAAAAGACAUUCUGUGAUUCAACUUUAUUUUUCAAAUCAACAAUGAACCAUGAACGAUGCAG
This is a messenger RNA of Oryzias melastigma (Indian medaka), 2187 nucleotides long. RefSeq lists its product as uncharacterized. Lineage: Eukaryota; Metazoa; Chordata; Actinopteri; Beloniformes; Adrianichthyidae. The record is from RefSeq and is a predicted model, not a curated record. The coding region runs from base 170 to 1507 and encodes 445 amino acids. Gene Ontology annotation, biological process: DNA integration. The transcript is spliced from 6 exons. Gene Ontology annotation, molecular function: nucleic acid binding.